AUGUCGCCGCCAGACAACACGUUUGUUGACCCUGUUGUCUUCUCCGAAUGGCACACGAUCCGUCCUGGGAAGCCUCCACUAACACUCACCGUUCGGGAAAUCACCUCUGUAUCGGUCACCUUCAUCCUUUCGUCGACAUUCUCGGAUUUGGGGGCUGACGCGGACCCUUACAUCGCGUCACUUGGUCUUGCCGCGGACGAUAACAACGACGAGCAUGAUGACUCAGAUAACGACACGGACGACUCUGUCCAAAAGAAAACCUCCGUUAUUGCAGAGGCUCUCGCAAAGGGAUUGUCUGUCAACGUGAACAACGCGAUUUGGAAGGGCGUAUAUAUUCGAGUGGACGACAAAACCGAGGAGGCUGUUAUAAUUAUAUACGGACUCAUGCCAGGCAAGAAGUACGACAUCGAUUUGGGCCUAGUGCAAGGAAAUAUCCGGCAGCAGGUUGUUACAGACGACCUUGAUAUGGCCUCUUCAACGACGUUGGCGGAAUCGGAUUCUUUUGAAGGAGCCGAAUCGCCUAUCCCAACUCCGUCUUCGUCACCCAGUGGCACAAUUUCUUCUACUCCGCCUGCAGCACCCCAUCCCCAAAUGACCCUUGAAGACCGCUUAAAACAGCUUCAAAGCACCCUUUCCCUGAUUGACGCCGAACGAGACGGGGUCACGCUCUCUCUUAAAACUGCUCGACGAGAUGCCCAAAAGGCAGAUGCUGCACUGCGUUCUGAGAUCGAGAUUCUCAAACGGGCUUCUGAGAAACAUGCGGUUGCGGAACAUAGGGCACGACAGAAAGUGCUGGCUCUCCAAGAAGCAGCCAAACGUGCUCAGACAUCGACAAAGGACAUAGAAGGAAUGGUGGUGGAAGUAGAGGCAGAGCUACCGGCGCUGUUGAAAGAGCGUUCUGGACGGGAAAAGGCUUACGCCCGUGUCAAGGAGGAGGCGGAUCGCGCAAGACGGGAAAGAGAACGAGAAGAAGACAAAGAGCGGAGAAAAGUUGAGGCGAUGAAAAACGAGUUGAAUGGUCUGGGGAACAAGAUGGAAAAACUGACUGGAAAAAGGGAAAAGCUUGAGACGGUCAUCAUCCCUGAUCUGGAAGAGCAACUGCGCGAAAUUGAACUAGAGAUCGAGCGCAUCGAGGCUGAUCCACUAGGCUAUGCCUACUCGCAGGAGUCUCCAGAGGGUUUUGAUGAACAAGCACCACGGCCUGGUAUCAUUCCUCGGCCCGCGCCAAUUCCUAUCCAAAGACCGGGUCUGAACACAUCGUCGUCAAGGUCAAGUUCUGACCAUCCAUUUUGGCGGCCAAAUAAUGCAUCGCAUCAGCGCUCGUCCUCCGCUAGGAAUGAUUCGUCGUCAUCUCUCAGCUCCAAUUCCUCACCGAUACACUCUUCCGCAACACUCAACACAUCCACGUUAUCAGGAAGGGCAGCACCAUUCGAGCCUGGCAAAAUACUUAACAGACCGUCACAAAGCCAAUGGAUAGCAGCUCGCGCAGCAGGCAAAUGGUGA
Mycena indigotica is the source of this 1503-nucleotide messenger RNA. RefSeq lists its product as uncharacterized. The record is from RefSeq and is a predicted model, not a curated record. The transcript has 2 exons. The coding region runs from base 1 to 1503 and encodes 500 amino acids. Lineage: Eukaryota; Fungi; Basidiomycota; Agaricomycetes; Agaricales; Mycenaceae.